Messenger RNA from Cuscuta epithymum, 2909 nucleotides. The record is from the annotation of a GenBank genome assembly. NCBI's taxonomy places the organism in Eukaryota, Viridiplantae, Streptophyta, Magnoliopsida, Solanales, Convolvulaceae.
CGAAGAUUAACAUAGGGAAGCCCGGGAUUACAGAGGGUAUUGUUAAUGGCAUUCAUGAAAGAUGGAGGCGGUCUGAGCUUGUGAAGAUAAAAUGUAAAGAACUGUGCAUGAUGAAUAUGAAGAGAACUCAUGAUAUUCUAGAGGCAAAAACAGGAGGUUUGGUUAUUUGGAGAUCAGGAAGUACUAUAGUAUUGUACAGAGGAACUGAUUAUAAAUAUCCCUACUUCAGUGGAACAGAGACCAGCUCAUUUGGCAUAAAUGGAGGUUCUUAUCCUUUGGUAAAGGGGGUAGGCUCUCCAAAUAGAGUAAGAUAUGAACUUCCUGGUGAGGAAAAGCUUGUUAAAGAAGCUGACCAGAUGUUAGAAGGGCUUGGGCCACGUUUUACUGAUUGGUGGGGGAAUCUUCCUUUACCAAUCGAUGCUGAUCUUUUGCCAGAUAUAGUCCCUGGCUAUAAGAGACCUUUCCGCUUGCUUCCAUAUGGAGUGAAACCUAUACUAACAAAUGAUGAAAUGACAGCAUUAAAGAGACUUGCUCGGCCUCUACGCUGCCAUUUUGCUUCAAGCUGGAAUAGGAGUCUUCAAGGAUUAGCUGCUGCCAUUGUGAAGCUUUGGGAGAAAUGUGAAAUAGCGAAAAUUGCUGUAAAAAGAGGAGUACAGAACACCAACAGCAAGUUGAUGGCUGAAGAGCUGAAGCAUCUGACCGGAGGGAUCUUGCUAGCUAGGGAUAAGGAUUAUAUUACUCUGUAUAGAGGUAAGGAUUUUUUGCCUGCUGCGGUUUCCAUAGCAAUUGAAGAGCGGAGGAAACAAACAAUUAGAGGAAACCCAAAAAAUUGUGAUUCACCCGUGUCUGAUGCAAAUCAACAAGCUCAACCAAUCACUGAACCUAUUUCAAAUGAUGAGAGUAGUUGUGAAAAUCUCAACACAGCAGCCCAAGAAAAGCAGGUGCUAAUUUUGAAGGAAGAAGCUGUACAGCCAAUCAUCCAAUUUCCUUCUGAAGAAAAGAAUAAGGGUAAAAGUAAUAAGAAAGAUGUCCCACAAAAAAGGCAGCUAUAUUCAGUGGAAUCCGCUGCUAAAAGAACUUCUGACAAACUAGAAGCUACAUUACAAAAGAAAGCAAAGGCAGAAAAACUUCUAGAAGAGUUAGAUAUGGAAGAGGUAUCCAUACAGCCUAUUACAGAUAAGGAAGGUAUAACUGAAGAAGAAAGGUAUAUGCUGCGUAAGGUUGGUUUGAGAAUGAAACCCUUCUUAAUCCUAGGCAGAAGAGGAGUGUUUAGUGGAACAGUGGAAAACAUGCAUCUUCACUGGAAGUAUAGGGAGUUGGUGAAGAUCUUAGCUGGUGGGAGGAAAGGCAUUGAGGAGGUUCAACAAAUAGCAAGAACGCUGGAGAGUGAAAGUGGUGGUAUUUUAGUUGCUAUUGAGCAAAGCAGUAAGGGCUAUACCAUCAUUGUGUACCGUGGGAAGAAUUAUGAACGCCCUGCUUUCUUGAGGCCUCGGACACUUUUAAGCAAACGACAAGCAAUGAAGCGUUCUAUUGAGGCUCAACGUCGUGAGUCAUUGAAGCUCCAUGUGUUGAAGCUUAACCAGAACAUAGAAGACUUGAAGCUAAAGUUGUCAAAAGAUCGUGCAAUGAUUGAUGUCCAACUGAGAGACUUAAAAACUGAAAAACAGGAAUUGCAACAAAAUGUCUCUACCCAAUCUGAAAAUAAGGCUGAGGUUGAGUUUAAUACGAGUGUUGUGGAGAAUUGUUACACAUUGCCCACUAAGGGAAUUGAAUUACUGCCAAAUUUGAAUUCAGAAAAUGAAAGAUUUGCAAAAGAUCAGCAGGUGAUAAAUGAUGCUCAUCUCUGCUUGUCAAGUCCUGAAGAAGAAUUGCAAAGUGAUCACUCUAUGCUGUUGGAAAACAAAGAUGAAUUUUUGACUUAUACUAUUGAAUCUGAACAUGGGGACAAUGUGUCCAGCAAGGAAAUCAAAAGUGAGCCAACUUUAGAAGCAGACAAUGUAAAGUAUGAAACUGCAUCAGGUCCUCACUCUUUGAAGACAAGUUCUUCAUUCCAUGAUAGAGCUGAGAAGAGGCUAGAUUUUGACAUGAAAUCAGCAGCAUCUUUUGCUGUUAAUUCUCUUAAAACAAAGGUAGAACAUGGUCUAGAAGAAAAAGAAUCCCAAGAAGUGCCUUUUAGAGCUUCGCCCCUUUCCAACAGAGAAAGGCUUAUUCUUCGAAAACAAGCCCUUACAACAACAAAACGUCCUGUACUUGCUGUAGGCAAAGGUGAUAUAUCUACUGGCGUGGCCAAAGUGAUCAAGACACACUUUAAGAAGCAUCCUCUUGCGGUUGUGAAUGUCAAAGGUAGAGCAAUUGGGACUUCGGUGAGGGAGGUGGCAUCUGAGCUUGAGCAAGCUACAGGUGCUAUCCUUGUUUGCCAUGAAACAAACAAAGUUAUAUUGUACAGAGGUUGGGGCGCUGCGGGGAUUGAAGCGACUCGCACCACGGGUAGCGGCAAUGCUACUAGAGAGCAGCAGAAGGUUCAAAUGGCUGUGUCCCCUGAGCUUAUAUCUGCAAUCCGGUUCGAGUGUGGGCUGCAAGUAGACCACAAAGAAGAUGCCAGUUUGAAGUUAUUUAACAGCUUUGGUGGUUAAUUGGACGACGAAUGAAUAUGUUCAUUAUUGUGAGUUUGUGACUAUAGCAUGAAGUUAUUCGUAAUGAUAAUUGUGCAUAUAAUUGUUAAAAGUAUAGCUGUCUCAGCAAAUCAGCCUAUUUUCGACGCCCUGGUAAAGUUUACAAAGGAAUUGUGGUAACUAUAGUCUUUUCAGAAACUCAACAUGAAAUUAUUUCAGUAAUGUUUUGUUUUCUUAAAGACGUUUCAAUAAUGUUAUGAUCUAUAAAACCGAAGUCUCCUACUCUCCUUAUGUUAA